Dromaius novaehollandiae (emu) is the source of this 4805-nucleotide messenger RNA. It is a transcript of the gene TLE3, whose product is annotated as TLE family member 3, transcriptional corepressor. The transcript has 20 exons. The coding region runs from base 557 to 2896 and encodes 779 amino acids. The record is from RefSeq and is a predicted model, not a curated record. Gene Ontology annotation, biological process: regulation of DNA-templated transcription; negative regulation of canonical Wnt signaling pathway. Gene Ontology annotation, cellular component: transcription regulator complex; nucleus. Gene Ontology annotation, molecular function: protein binding; transcription corepressor activity. NCBI's taxonomy places the organism in Eukaryota, Metazoa, Chordata, Aves, Casuariiformes, Dromaiidae.
CGGGUUUUGUUAGGCGGCCGCCCCUCGCCGAGCGCUCUCGCGGCGGCGCGGACCGCGUGCUCCGGCUCCCGGCUCCGGUCUGCGUGUGGCAUCGCGGGGGCCGCGGCAGCGCCCACCGCCACCGGCACCGCCACCAGCGGCCUCUCCCGGGGCGCCCCGCCCCGCCCCGCGCCGGGACCCCCCCGCCCGCGGACGCCUCCCCCGUGCCCUGCGGAGUUACGGCGAUGACGGCUGCCCGGCGCUGAGCGGCCCCGCGCCGCCCCGGCUCGGCGCUGGCUGCCCGGCGGCGAAGCGCGGCGAGAGGCGAGAGCGGCCGCCGGAGUCAAGGCUCGCGCUUCGCAUGUCGGCGGCGCCCGGAAAGUCGGAUGUGUACGGCCUUCUCUCCCUCCUCCUCCUCCUCCUCCUCCUCCAUGGCAGCCGCGCUACUCCGGCUUUUCGGCCUCUCCGGGAGCGCUCCGAGGCCGGCGGGCGGCUGCGCACGUCGCGAUCGCCGUAGCGAGGCAAGGCGCGGCGGCGCCGGCGGCUGGUUCCUGUGAUCCGCGCCCCCAGCCCUGCCAUGUACCCCCAGGGCCGGCACCCGGCUCCGCACCAGCCGGGCCAGCCGGGCUUCAAAUUCACCGUGGCCGAGUCCUGCGACAGGAUCAAGGACGAGUUCCAGUUCCUGCAGGCGCAGUACCACAGCCUCAAAGUGGAGUACGAUAAGCUCGCGAACGAAAAGACCGAGAUGCAGCGCCAUUAUGUUAUGUACUAUGAAAUGUCAUACGGUUUGAAUAUUGAAAUGCACAAGCAGACAGAAAUUGCUAAAAGACUGAAUACGAUUUUAGCUCAGAUCAUGCCUUUUCUGUCACAAGAGCACCAACAGCAAGUCGCGCAGGCUGUUGAGCGUGCCAAGCAAGUGACGAUGACGGAGUUGAAUGCUAUCAUCGGGGUACGUGGACUUCCCAAUCUGCCUCUCACCCAGCAGCAGCUCCAGGCCCAGCACCUCUCUCACGCCGCGCACGGCCCCCCGGUCCAGCUGCCGCCGCACCCCUCGGGCCUCCAGCCGCCGGGCAUCCCGCCGGUGAGCGGCAGCAGCUCGGGGCUGCUGGCCCUCGGCGCCCUGGGCAGCCAGGCGCACCUCGCCGUCAAGGACGAGAAGAACCACCACGACCUGGACCACAGAGAGCGAGACUCAAGUGCAAAUAAUUCCGUCUCGCCCUCGGAGAGCCUGCGAGCCAGCGAGAAGCACCGGAGCUCCACGGACUACGGCAUCGACUCCAAAAAGCGGAAAGCGGAGGAGAAGGACAGCAUGAGCCGAUAUGACAGCGACGGCGACAAAAGCGACGACCUGGUCGUGGACGUCUCCAACGAGGACCCCGCCACCCCCCGCGUCAGCCCGGCCCACUCCCCGCCGGAGAACGGCAUAGACAAAAGCCGCGGGCUGAAGAAGGGCGACGCGCCCAACAGCCCGGCCUCGGUCGCCUCCUCCAGCAGCACUCCCUCCUCCAAGACUAAAGACCUGGGCCACAACGACAAGUCGUCGACGCCCGGGCUCAAGUCCAACACUCCCACGCCGAGGAACGACGCUCCGACCCCGGGCACGAGCACGACUCCGGGCCUCCGGCCGAUGCCCGGCAAGCCGACCGGCAUGGACCCGCUGGCCUCGGCCCUGAGGACGCCCAUCUCCAUCGGGGGCUCCUACGCCGCUCCCUUCGCCAUGAUGGGGCACCACGAGAUGAACGGCUCCCUGAGCAGCCCCGGCGCCUACGCCGGCCUCCACAACCUCCCUCCGCAGAUGAGCGCCGCUGCCGCCGCCGCCGCCGCCUACGGCCGGUCGCCAAUGGUGAGCUUUGGAGCUGUUGGUUUCGACCCGCACCCGCCCAUGAGGGCGCCCGGACUGCCCACCAGCCUGGCCUCCAUCCCCGGGGGGAAGCCAGCCUACUCGUUCCACGUGAGCGCCGACGGGCAGAUGCAGCCGGUGCCCUUUCCCCACGACGCCCUGGCGGGCCCCGGCAUCCCCCGGCACGCCCGCCAGAUCAACACGCUGAGCCACGGCGAGGUGGUGUGCGCCGUGACCAUCAGCAACCCCACGCGGCACGUCUACACCGGGGGCAAAGGCUGCGUGAAGAUCUGGGACAUCAGCCAGCCGGGCAGCAAGAGCCCCAUCUCCCAGCUGGACUGCCUGAACAGGGAUAACUACAUCCGCUCCUGCAAGCUGCUGCCUGACGGCCGCACGCUGAUCGUGGGAGGGGAGGCCAGCACGCUCACCAUCUGGGACCUGGCGUCCCCCACGCCCCGCAUCAAGGCCGAGCUGACCUCCUCCGCCCCGGCCUGCUACGCUCUGGCCAUCAGCCCCGACGCCAAGGUCUGCUUCUCCUGCUGCAGCGACGGCAACAUCGCCGUGUGGGACCUGCACAACCAGACGCUCGUCAGGCAAUUCCAGGGCCACACGGACGGCGCCAGCUGCAUAGACAUCUCGCACGACGGUACGAAGCUGUGGACCGGCGGCCUGGACAACACGGUGCGUUCGUGGGACCUGCGGGAAGGCCGGCAGCUGCAGCAGCACGACUUCACCUCCCAGAUCUUCUCGCUGGGGUACUGCCCCACGGGCGAGUGGCUGGCGGUGGGGAUGGAGAGCAGCAACGUGGAGGUGUUGCACCACACGAAACCCGACAAGUACCAGCUGCACCUCCACGAGAGCUGCGUCCUGUCGCUGAAAUUCGCCUACUGCGGUAAAUGGUUCGUGAGCACCGGGAAGGACAACCUGCUCAACGCCUGGCGGACGCCCUACGGAGCCAGCAUCUUCCAGUCGAAGGAGUCUUCGUCCGUCCUGAGCUGCGACAUUUCGGCGGACGACAAGUACAUCGUAACCGGCUCCGGGGACAAGAAGGCCACAGUCUACGAGGUCAUCUAUUAACGCGGAUUUUAACGGGGCCAUCGGCUCCGGCAGGACGGAGGGACGCGGGCGGCCGCGCGGCCGGGACGGUGACACGGGCCCCGGGCUCGGCCAGGCGCCCGUGGACCGAGGCGGCGCAUCCCGUCGGAAGCCUGGCUGGAAAACGUACGGAUUCACUUGGAGGUCUGCGAAUAUGGCACACAUUGAAGCCCUAAACAAAAUGUUGGUUUUGGUUUUUAGGGUUUUGGUUUCUUCUUUUUUUUUUUUUUUUUUGGUUUCCUGGUUCUUUCCGUCUGCGCUUUGGUGGCACUAUAAAGGACUUAUUUUUUAUUGUGACUUUUUUUUUUUGUGCAUUCUGCAUAAGACUUGUGAAAAAUGUAAAUACCGGACUAGUGAAUAGAAUUGGAAGGGUGGGGGCCCCCUCCCGGUACACUAGUUGUGUAUUUUUCGUCUGCUGUAAUUGUAUUCCACUGAUGGUUUUGGUGGUGGCAAUUUUUUCCCCCCCCCCCGCCCCCGCGUCCGCUCGGGACGCCCCUUUGACACGCAGCUUGCAGCCAGACUGAGCAAAGGCGUCCACUGGUGAAAGUUGUUCCUGCUGUCGUACACGUGAGUCGUUCGGUGUGUGAGUCGUGUGUGAACACUGUAUGGACUGGAGCGGAGCCCGUCGGGUCUUCGGCUGCUGACGGGACAUCAGCAAAACAAUCAAGUUUUUAUAUGGAUUUUUGUGCUCGUAUGUUUGAAGAAAAGAGGAAGUCCACAGUCUCGGAAACUUCUGCUCAAGCCCUUCUUGCUCUUCGGACAUAAACGAUGAGGAAUGGUUUCAAAGAAAGCGUAGUAAAUUCAGCUCAGGGAGCCACGAAAGAUAAUAGCAACUUAUGUGUUUUGUAUUCAAAUGAAAGUAAAGAAUUAGAAUUGAUAACCUUUAAAAUACAAUUUUUUAAAACAAAGUUUACUAACAAGUAGGGUUUGUGUGUGGUGGGGGGACGGGGCUGGCUUUGGUAGGGUCCUGUGGCCACGUGGUCUCGUGUCUUCUGGUAUAUAGGUUUCGACGACGCAAACCCCCUCCCCGCCCAGGCCUGCGUUUCAGCGUUUUGUACUAAAGGGUAAAAGAGAAAUAACGGGAAAUAAAAGUAUUUGUGUAGCAGAAGCGCUCACCCUGUAUUGUAGCAUACGGAGGAGAAUUUUUAUACUACGUUUUUAUGAAUUAUUUUUUAAUUUUUGAUUUUGAUCCGGUCACAAAGCAAUUAGGGCUAAGGUGGAAGCUGCCCGUUUCGGAUGCAGCGCCGGGCAGGGCGGCGGGGACGGCAUCGCCGCGGCAGCAUCCCGGGGCACCCGCGGCAUCGCGGCUGCGGCGGAGAGGAGAUCUCACGGGAAAUGUCUUUUCCCUUUUGAAAAAUACCGUUUUUUGAGGUGUUUUGCCCUUUUCUGUUAAAAGCAAAAAUAAGGGAAACGCGGAGAGAAGAGAAAGCCCGUUAAAGAAAACCUGCAUUUUUAAAGAAAGUGGUUUCAAGUGCGGUUAUGCUCAGAAAAAGGGCUGGGGGAAGCCCCCCGCAUCCGUGCGGGGUUAUCGGCGGCAGCGGCUCGUGGUCCGUGGCCGGCUCGCUGGCAGGACGGGCGACGCCGGACCCUCCGCCAGGGCUGUGCCGGCGGGGCUUGGAGCUAUGGAAAAAUGGGAAGCUCCGCCGCCGGCAAGGCUGCCGGGAGCCCCUGUCCUGCCUGGUCACCGGUUUGCACGUCGGUGCUGCUUUUUCUCCAAAAAGAAAGGAAGGGACUGCGUGCGGCUCCGGCGGCGGGGGGUACUGAGUCAGGCUUCUCGACUUUGCACCAAAGUAUGUAGCAGAAUAUGUACAGCUGUUAAUAACUACAACUGGUUUUUGUAAAAAAGGGAGAAAAAAAGGGGAAAAAAAGAAUAAAAAGUAAAUGUAAUGAA